Arctia plantaginis is the source of this 771-nucleotide messenger RNA. The record is from the annotation of a GenBank genome assembly. Lineage: Eukaryota; Metazoa; Arthropoda; Insecta; Lepidoptera; Erebidae.
AUGGAUUAUCUACCAUUUCCAUGUUUUUCAAGCGAAAAACUGGCCAUUUGGUUUGCUCAAGUGGAAUCUGUGUUCGCAUUGAACGGUGUUACAACUGAUACGGAUAAGUACGAUUACGUAGUGGCACAUACACCCACGGAAUUUACCUCAAUGGUAGAGGAUAUUCUUCUAAAUCCACCACCACAAAGCAAAUAUGAUCACAUCAAGUAUGAAUUUAUUAAACGAAUGUCGAUUUUCCAUUUGAAAAGAGAAAAGUUAAGUCAGGAAAAGCCGUCGGAAUAUCUGCGAAGACUUAUAAAAAUGGCCGAUCAACGUGUUCCAAUUGAGGUUGUUUUGAAUACGUGGUUGAAAAAUUUACCUAAGCCAGUACGUGAAGUGGUGAGUCUAGAAACAUCAGGACACGUGGAAACAAUUGGUCCUAUGGCGGAUAAAGUUAUGGCCUUGCUGCCUUCGACUGAAUUACAGAAGAACACAUCGCUAUCGUCUGAGCAGUUUGAAACUAUAGUUAAACGAAUAGAUGAGCUUGCUAAACAGGUGCAAAUAGUGCAGUUGAUGCUUGACGAGGAUCUUGCUUUUGAAGAACAGCAGAUGAUCAAGAAGCAAGAGCGUGUUUCUGGUACAGAAAAUAAGAAUGACGAGGAGAAGGGAACCGUGAAGAAUAAACGUAGUUCACAGAAUGCUUUAUGCUGGUACCAUACAGUCUUUGGUGAACGAGCUGUGGCAUGUAUUGCUCCAUGCCAAUAUAAUACAUCACCUUCGCUGCGUCAUUGA